AUGGAUAAGUGUGACCAGCAAAACAUUGCAUUUCUACAUUACAGAAGGAUAAAGAGGUGUCUUGCACGAACAGCAAAAGAACCCGCUCGGAGCGCCAACAUAGUAGCGCUCGGCCGUAACCUCCGAAGGUCAGACCGAUUCUGGGAUCUUCCAAGUCGGUGCUUGAGAAUAAGAGCUCUGACUGGAAGAGAGCAUAGAUCAUAUCCAUGUAAUAGAUGUGUUGUAUUAUUAGAAGACAUUAGUGCAGCAGGAGCGGUAUAUUCCAGGGAUUCCAACUCGGAGGAUUCAGAUACUGGGCCACAAGUACAAGAGCUAGCACAGUAG
Messenger RNA from Ilyonectria robusta, 324 nucleotides. RefSeq lists its product as uncharacterized. The record is from RefSeq and is a predicted model, not a curated record. Lineage: Eukaryota; Fungi; Ascomycota; Sordariomycetes; Hypocreales; Nectriaceae. The transcript has 3 exons. The coding region runs from base 1 to 324 and encodes 107 amino acids.